Messenger RNA from Schistosoma intercalatum, 630 nucleotides. Lineage: Eukaryota; Metazoa; Platyhelminthes; Trematoda; Strigeidida; Schistosomatidae. The record is from the annotation of a GenBank genome assembly.
AUGAAUGGAUUUGCAAGACAAGGUGUCAUUCGUGAUGACAACGGUAAUUUGAUAAUCCCCCCAACCCAACGACCCGAUGGUACAUGGAGAAAAGCCGUUCGUGUUAAAGAGGGGUACAUUCCUCAAGAAGAAAUUCCACUUUACCGAUCUGCUGGUGUACAAAUCCUUGAGAAGAAAUCACAGUUCGUCAUCCCAGGUUUGACAAAAGACGAUGCGGAAAAGCUAAAGCUAGAACGACAAAAACAGUCACAAUCUGAUACACCAGCAUUAAACCCAGUCCUUAAAAAGAAAAAAUCUAAGAAAUCAAAAUGCAAACAAACUGAUGUCCAAUCUCCAGGAACAUCAGAGCAAACAGAACUGGAUUCAACAAAACUUACAAAAUGCAGUACUACUUCACCAAAUUACUCUGAUAAAAUGAACAUUGAAAUUCCAACUGAUGCAACCGUGACUAACACUGAAAAUAUUGAUCGACAGCUUAAACGUGAACAUAAACGAUUACUCCAAAUAGAAGAGAUAGAGAAAAAGAAACAAGCUGGAGAGAAUUUAAACAAAGACCAAUUGAUAAAGUUAGGCCACAAACAAGCUGUUGAACAGCUCAUUGAACAGCUGACGUUACUUAAAACUAACUGA